Messenger RNA from Salarias fasciatus (jewelled blenny), 3379 nucleotides. RefSeq names its product neuronal membrane glycoprotein M6-b-like. The transcript is spliced from 7 exons. The record is from RefSeq and is a predicted model, not a curated record. Gene Ontology annotation, molecular function: structural constituent of myelin sheath. Bases 111 to 989 code for a protein of 292 amino acids. NCBI's taxonomy places the organism in Eukaryota, Metazoa, Chordata, Actinopteri, Blenniiformes, Blenniidae. Gene Ontology annotation, biological process: central nervous system myelination; axon development. Gene Ontology annotation, cellular component: myelin sheath; plasma membrane.
GAGAGAGAGAGAGAGAGAGAGAGCAUCAAGUCACCAGAACAGGAUCCACCAUCCACACACACUGUGAGGCACAAGUGCAAGUACGAGGAGACUAAAUACCCGCUGAAAUAAUGGACGGGACAAAGCCUGCCAUGGAGUCCAACGCGGAGGAGACUCAGGACGAGGGCCAGGAGAGCAAAGGAUGCUUCGAGUGCUGCAUCAAGUGUCUGGGCGGCGUGCCGUACGCCUCGCUGGUGGCCACCAUCCUCUGCUUCUCCGGCGUGGCGCUGUUCUGCGGGUGCGGCCACGUGGCGCUGACCGGGACCCUGACCAUGCUGGAGAACCACUUCUCCAGGGUCAGCAGUGACCACGAGAACCUGGCCAUGGUGAUCCAGAUCUUUCAGUACAUCAUCUACGGCAUCGCCUCCUUCUUCUUCGUCUACGCCAUCAUCCUGCUGGCCGAGGGCUUCUACACCACCAGCGCCAUCAAGAAGGAGCUGCAGAGCGACUUCAAGACCACCGUGUGCGGACGCUGCAUCACCGCCUUCUUCAUGUUCCUGACCUACAUCCUCUUCCUGGCCUUCCUCGCCAUCUUCGGCUUCACGGCCAUCCCAGUUUACCUCUUCUUCAACAUGUGGAACACCUGCGCCGCCAUGAAGUCUCCCGACGCCAACAUCACCUCCCCGGACUCCAUCUGUGUGGACGUGCGACAGUACGGUAUUAUUUCCUGGACCGCCAAUCCGGGGAAAGCGUGCGGAGCCACGCUGGGAGAGAUCUGCAACACCAGCGAGUUCUACCUGUCCUACCACCUCUACAUCGUGGCUCUGGCCGGCGCCGGCGCCACCGUCAUCGCGUUGAUCCACUACCUGAUGAUCCUGGCGGCGAACUGGGCCUACCUGAAGAGCGCCGUCUCCACGCACGAGUACCAAGACAUCAAGACCAAGGACGACCAGGACCUGGAGGCGGAGGCGCGGUCCAAGGAGGGCCAGAACUCCUCCUCCUACUCGUAAGGACGAGAGCUCGUCCUCCGCCAUUACCCAUCUCCUCGCGCCCCCCCCCAAACCACCCUCACACACACACACACACACACACAUACAGACGCCCCUCCCCCGCCUCCGGCCGCCUGACGCUCCGCCCUCUCCCGUCCCUCCGCCGUGUCCGUGAAGAGGGCGGUGGGCUCGCCGCCAGCGGAGGGCGGAGGGUACAGGAGCGGCGGCGGGCGCUUCGGUCCGGGCGAGCUCGCCCCGCCGGGGGGGGGCGGGGCUCCGGUAACCAGCUGGGAAGCGUUCCCCUCCCUCCCUCCCUGUCCCCCACCCCCCCCCCCACCCCCCACCCCCCGGCUGCGACGCUGUGGCGCCCUGAGCCCGUCGACACACAGCUCCUCACAGCCGAAAAAAUCUGAAAAGUUUAAAAAAAAACAUUGUUGGCGAGCCGCCGCGGCCACAGCGGCGCCGGGCGGCGACCAGCUCCCUCCUUUUGUUUGGUGUUUUAUAUGCAUAUAUAUAUGAAUAUGAAUAUAUUGUGCGAAUGUGUACGAAUGUUGUUGUUUUUUUUUUUGUUUUUUUUAAUACUCUGAAAAGUAUGCCUGGUAACUACUUUGAUCUUUCUUCUUCUUCUUUACAUUUGCUUUUUUUUUUUCCUCUCCUCCUUUACUUUUUUCUCCAUCUUUAACUUUUGAUUGCUAAUGCUCGAUACAUUGUUGCACUAUUUAACAAACAAACAAACAAAAAAAAAAAAAAAUAAGGGAGAACAGAAAUCCCGCAAAAACACAAAACCAAUCCAAGCCCCCUUCUCUUCCUCCUCCUCCUCCUCCCUCCGAACUGAACAAUCUGGAAUCACGGCGGCUUCGGGAGGAUUUCUCUGCUUUUAGAGCGUCUCGUUUUUCCACCUGGAGGUCCGAGCAGCUCCGAGCGACGCCGACGGAGUAGCUUGCCGAUUUGCCUCGACUGAAACAGAACCAGCGCCGACUGGAGCUCGACUGAUCGCACUGCUGAAGGCGGCGUUCACACUGAUCAGCUUUUUCCAAUCUUUAUUUUCCACGUGGUGCUUAAUUCUGAGGAUUUCCUGCUCAGUUUUGGGAUAUUUACAUUUCUUGAUGGGUUUCUUUCAGCGGCAUUUUCCCUUUUUCCUCUUGAGUAACCUCGAGGAAUUAGACGUUAGUAAUUUUACUGAUGAUCCAGAUAUAUUAUCGCGUUCAAACAUUCGCCUUUUUUACUGCGAUGUCGAUAUAUUUUGCAUCAGAUGCUAGAUUUUAGAUUUUACUUUAUGCAGAACUCAAGGCUAACUUAUUUCCUUUGCUUUUCCCUUUAUUUCAGAUAUUAGACUUUUAUUUUGUUAGCAUUCAUGGCCAGGUUUUAGAUAACAACGUUUAUUUUGUAGGAUCUUCUUUUUUUCUCUCUGAAUGUGAGCGCUUUAGGCCUGCUUUCAGCCUCCUCACACCUGCUCAGUGUGAACAGAGAGCUUCAGAAACACGGUGCGAUGGUGAGCCGGUUUCGCUCAUUUCUACAUUCCAGACUGUUUCCACGUCCAGGUAAAAAAAAAAAAAAAAAGCAAAGCUAUUCCCGGAGGGGUCUGUGAGAAAGAAGUCAGAGAAAUCUUCAAAACACACACACACACCUCAGGUAUCAAAGCUAAUCUGAUCUUCAGCAGUGUUCUCCAAAGCUUCUGGGUUCAGGACCAUACAGUCAGACCCCGCUCUUCCUCCUCCUCCCCCUCCCCCUCCUCCUCCUCACCUGUAAAUAGCCCAAAAAAGAUGGAGUUCCACCUCUCCUCCAAACAGGAGCAACACAAUCAGUGUUUCUUUUUGCCAUGAUCUUUUGCUUUUCCUCCACAGAUGUGUGUAAAUGUACCCUCUGAGGUCUGUGUUUAGCACUCAAAUAUAGUUCUGCAUUGGAUAUAAUCACUGUAACGUAACAUCUGGGCUGCUGUGUGGUGGGAGGGACGAUGUGACGUAUACAUUUGAAACUGUGGCUUAAAAAGAACGAAAAAAAACGUUAGUUUGUAAUUUUUUUUUAAAUCGGUUUUAGGCAGCUUGUGGUUGGGUAACGAUGAUUUUUUUCGAAUCAUGUUCGUGCUUAUUUUCUCCACGCUCAGCCGAAUGAGUGACCCGCGUGAGCUGAAGACGCCUUCUCUUGUUUUUUUUCCCCCCCCCACCCUCUGCCCUCCCUCCUCCUCCUCAUGCCUCUCAGACUGUUUCUGGAUGUUUACACUCUGAAAUCAAACAAGUCAGGAAUUUUCAUACGUCCAUUUUAUAACCCAGAUAUCGUUUUAGCGGUCGCGACCGGGAUUUCUUCACUGGUUAAUUCACCCUCAAGAAAACACUGAAGAAAGACGACAUUUUCCACCUGGGAUGAGAUGAAGCAUGUCAGUAUCGUCCAUGUGUGCAGCUGUCUAUUCUGUA